ACCUUAUCUUUACAAGGAUCGUAGAAGUAAAACACAAUGCUAUGAAAUUUAUUCUUACUUGAGAUGCUCUUCAGUCAUUGUUAUAUCUACUAGCAUCACCAUAUCCAUUAGCGGUUUGUAAACGUGAGAGAGGAACUUUACAACAGGAAUGGAGACAGCUUCAGAUGACUACGGGGCAUUCAUGGAGAAAUUCACUUUACCACCAAAUUCUGCUCCUGAUGUACCCCUCAAUUCACUCACCUUCGCUAUCAAAGAUAUAUUUGACGUGGAAGGAUAUGUGACCGGCUUCGGAAACCCUGACUGGGCAAGGACACAUCCCGUGGCCACUUCUACUGCUCCAACAGUUUUGGCUCUACUCGGAGCAGGUGCCACUUGUGUCGGUAAAACUGUCAUGGAUGAAAUGGCUUACAGUAUAAACGGGGAGAAUAUACAUUAUGGCACGCCUAGAAAUCCUUGUGCAGCAGACCGGGUUCCUGGAGGAUCCUCUAGUGGUUCUGCCGUUGCAGUUGGUGCAAAGCUUGUUGAUUUCUCAUUAGGAACUGAUACCGGAGGAAGUGUAAGAGUGCCCGCAUCAUAUUGUGGGAUUUUUGGUUUUCGUCCUUCUCAUGGUGUUAUUCCAGUAUCAGGAGUUAUCCCUAUGGCACAAAGUUUUGACACUGUGGGAUGGUUUGCCAGGGAUCCAAUGCUUUUGAGCAAAGUAGGCGGUGUAAUUCUACAAUUGCCAGAUGUAGCACCAGCUAGACCUUCUUGCUUCAUCAUUGCAGAGGACUGUUUCCAGCUUUCAUUCAUUCCAUAUGAUGUAGCUACACAAACUGUCGUGAAAGCAAUAGAGAAGUUUUAUGGAGGGGAUGUAAUAAAGCAGGAAAUCCUUGGAGACUAUGUGAAGACCAAUGUUCCAAGUUUGAAACAUUUCAUGAGUGAAGAGAAUACAGACCAAAUAUUUAACAUUCCAUCACUGUCUGCAGUUUCAAGUGCCAUGCGGUUACUUCAAAGCUAUGAGUUCAAGAAUAACCAUGGUGAAUGGAUCACAGCGGUCAACCCAGAUUUAGGUCCUGGAAUCUCAGAACGUGUAUCAGAUGCCCUAAAGACAACAGGGGAGAACAUUGAUACCUGUUAUUCAGUAAAAAGAGAACUGCACGAUGCCCUUGCGGCUCUUCUUGGGGAUUUUGGUGUUCUCAUGAUCCCCACAGUUCCAGGGCCUCCCCCAAAACUCCAAACAAAUGCGUCUGAAUUAGAAAUCUUUCGUGCAAGGGCUUUUAGCCUGCUGUCCAUUGCUGGAGUAUCUGGAUUUUGCCAGGUAAGCAUACCACUAGGGAUGUAUAAUGAUCUUCCCCUAUCAAUUUCUCUGGUGGCCAGACAUGGUGCAGAUAAAUUUUUGCUUCACCUUGUUGAGAAUCUUUAUCCUAGCAUCAAAGAACAGAAAGCUGCAUAACAGAGAGCAUCAGUUACUGAUAUAGAUAUGCUUUGAGUAUGCAUACUAAUGUCAAAGCUGGAAUGUAAGGAGGGAAACUGCGUAAAGGAAAUUCAUGCUUAUCAGAGUCUUGUUUCUUUCGGAUGUUAUUAAGUUCAAUCAUUCCUUAAGUCAGUCUUGUUUCUUUCGGAUGUUAUUAAGUUCAAUCAUUCCUUAAGUCAUACCAGUCUGCUUAUGCUGCUUGGCUAUGAAAGCAAAUUGAAAUUGAUUGUAGUACCUCAAUAGUACUAUACUAUAUUAUGUUAACAAAUAAUUAGUUGUUGAUGCAUUUGAUA
Molecule: messenger RNA, 1746 nt
Organism: Vigna unguiculata (cowpea)
Lineage: Eukaryota; Viridiplantae; Streptophyta; Magnoliopsida; Fabales; Fabaceae
Gene: AMI1
Product: amidase 1
Source: RefSeq, a predicted model, not a curated record